AUGUCGCCAAGUUUCGAGUGGCGGCCGAUAGGUCUCCUCCGCGACAAGAAACCAGAACAACCAAGCACUGUCGACUUUUCUCUCAUUGUACUCAACCAACCUGUGAGGCAGACGCCAGUUUUUGACUCACUAUGGGCAAAUGCCCUCACACGAGUUGCUGCAGAUGGCGGAGCAAAUAGGCUACACGAUCUGAACAAAGCAGCUGAGGCUCAAUCCCGCCCUCCAUACAACAACCUCGACGUUAUCAUCGGGGACUUGGACUCACUCCUCCCCUCCGUCAAGACCUACUACACAACGCUAGAAAAGCCAGCCCAAGUCAUACAUGAUCCCGACCAGUACUCAACAGACUUCGCCAAGGCUGUCUCAUGGAUUCGAUCAAACCACGGCCCCGAGACUGACAUCGUCGCUCUCGGUGGACUAGGUGGCCGCGUUGACCAGGGUCUCAGCCAGGUGCACCAUCUAUACCUCUUCCAGCCGGGCCCAGAUUAUGCCCAGGGCAAGCUGUACCUCGUCUCCGGCCAGAGCCUGACCUUCCUCCUCAAGCCCGGCCACCACAGCAUCUGGGUCCGCGAAGACGGCGAGGAUGUCUUUGGCAAGCAUGUCGGCAUCAUCCCGAUCGGCGGGACCAGCUACAUCACCACCAAGGGCCUCGAAUGGGACGUGGAGAACUGGGAGACCAAGUUUGGGGGCCACAUGAGCACCAGCAACCACGUGCUGCCCGAGACAAGGGUGGUCGAGAUCGAGACAACCGAAACGGUGCUUUUCACCAUUGCUCUUGUGGGCACUGAAUAA
Colletotrichum abscissum is the source of this 792-nucleotide messenger RNA. RefSeq names its product thiamine pyrophosphokinase. The record is from RefSeq and is a predicted model, not a curated record. Gene Ontology annotation, molecular function: thiamine binding; ATP binding; thiamine diphosphokinase activity. The transcript has 3 exons. Lineage: Eukaryota; Fungi; Ascomycota; Sordariomycetes; Glomerellales; Glomerellaceae. Gene Ontology annotation, biological process: thiamine diphosphate biosynthetic process; thiamine metabolic process. Bases 1 to 792 code for a protein of 263 amino acids.